This is a messenger RNA of Anisakis simplex (herring worm), 849 nucleotides long. NCBI's taxonomy places the organism in Eukaryota, Metazoa, Nematoda, Chromadorea, Rhabditida, Anisakidae. The record is from the annotation of a GenBank genome assembly.
AUGGAUGAGCAAUAUUUGAAAGUUGAUGGACAAUUCGGCGGUUUGGAUCAGCGAAAAAUUUUCAUUUUGGCCGAGGAGCAAUUGCCGAAACUGAAAUUGGGUAAACGUUUCCAUUUGAUGAAUCCAAUGGUUCCCGGCCUGCAUGGCUCAAAAAUGAGCAGGCAUGUUUGUUCGAUUGAUUCGCAUUCACUUGUUCGUCUUGGUGUAAAUAUUUACUCUGUGGAGAAUUCUAAAAUUGAUUUGUUGGAUCCGCAUGAUGUGAUUAUUGCUAAAUUGGAUGGAGCGUUAUGUGAACGAGGCAAUCCGGAGAAUGGAGUUUUAGCGUUCUACGAGCAUGUUUUAAUGCCGUUGUCAACACAGAAUCCUGUUUUGGUUGGUGGCCACUCGUUUACAGAAUUCGCCGAGCUGAAGGAACGAUUCGAAGCAGGCGACAUUCAAGAAACGGACUUGAAGAACACUAUGAAAGAAUUCCUAUGCAAAGUAUUGGGUUCUGUGCAGUCACAAUGUCUCACUGAAGAAAUGCAGCAAGUUUUAUUGAAAGGCUAUGCAAACGUUGAACAUACUGUUUCGAAAACAACGACGAGCGCAGAACCGAAACAGGUGGAUCUCAGUGAAUCGCAAACGAAAUUACUUGAGCGCAUCACCGGAAAUGAUGAGAUUGUCACAGGGGAGUGUCACCUGAAAGAGUGUAUUGCAAGUGGUCAGCCAUUACAUGUUAUAUAUUCGAUUGCUCCGAAAGGUCGUUUCCAUCUGGGAUUCGUAAAAGCAUUGCUUAAAUUAAGGGUACGUUGCUUUUGGAAAACACUUCCACUUCUCAGUUUUAUUACGAGUGCUUAUUUUUUAUGUUGA